AUGGCCCCUCCACCACCACCACCACCUCCGCCGCCGCCGCCACAGACGACCGCCACCCCUUCCACCACCUCCGCCUACCACCACGCCCACCACCACUCCAACUACCCCCUCGAGGCGGAACAGACGGAGUAUGACGCCGGCAGCGCCAGCAGCAGCAACAGCAGCACCACCGUCGCCCUCCGCCGCCCAGCCGAGGGGGGCGCCGAGUUCCCCCCUAGCCCAGCCACGCACCUCCACGACUACGGGGGCCUGAUGGGCGGGGGCUGCAGCCUCACUCACCAGGACGCAGCGCCCCCCACGGAGGAUAAGACCUCCCUGGGCUACUCCCUGGGGCACAGCUACCCCCCCGUCUCCGAGUCCUACGGGCAGCUGGAGGCGGCGUUCAGCGGGGCCGCCGCCUCGCUAGGGGACUACGAGGCGGGCACCGGCAGGGCUCUCCACCCCUUCCCCGGACACGACUCUCUCGCGGCCCACGAUCACGACCCCGCCUCAGACCCAGAGAGCGACGCCCUGCUGCACGACGCCCCCUAG
Molecule: messenger RNA, 531 nt
Organism: Portunus trituberculatus (swimming crab)
Lineage: Eukaryota; Metazoa; Arthropoda; Malacostraca; Decapoda; Portunidae
Product: forkhead box protein D1-like
Exons: 2
Coding region: 1-531 (176 amino acids)
Source: RefSeq, a predicted model, not a curated record